CCAUUCGAUUGGCUGGCGCUGGAAAGCCGGGCGUGAGCGGCCGCAGCCUCGGUAGUGAGCCCCCGCGGGUCUCUGCCUCACUCGCUCUCCGCGCCCCGCCGCUCUUCGCUUCUUUUGCUCUGUCCGCCGCCAUGGCCCAAGCUGACAUCGCGCUGAUCGGAUUGGCCGUCAUGGGCCAGAACUUAAUUUUGAACAUGAAUGACCACGGCUUUGUGGUCUGUGCUUUUAAUAGGACCGUCUCCAAAGUUGAUGAUUUCUUGGCUAAUGAGGCAAAGGGAACCAAAGUGGUGGGGGCUCAGUCUCUGAAGGAGAUGGUCUCCAAGCUCAAGAAGCCCCGGCGGAUCAUCCUCCUGGUGAAGGCUGGGCAAGCGGUUGAUGAUUUCAUCGAAAAAUUGGUACCAUUAUUGGACACUGGUGACAUCAUCAUUGAUGGAGGAAAUUCUGAAUAUAGGGACACCACAAGACGGUGCCGAGACCUCAAGGCCAAGGGAAUUUUAUUUGUGGGGAGUGGAGUCAGUGGUGGAGAGGAAGGGGCCCGGUAUGGCCCAUCACUCAUGCCAGGAGGGAACAAAGAAGCAUGGCCCCACAUCAAGACCAUCUUCCAAGGCAUCGCUGCAAAAGUAGGAACUGGAGAACCCUGCUGUGACUGGGUGGGAGAAGAGGGAGCAGGCCACUUUGUGAAGAUGGUGCACAACGGGAUAGAGUAUGGGGACAUGCAGCUGAUCUGCGAGGCAUACCACCUGAUGAAAGACGUGCUAGGCAUGGCACAGGACGAGAUGGCGCAGGCCUUUGAAGAUUGGAACAAGACAGAGCUAGACUCCUUCCUGAUUGAAAUCACAGCCAAUAUUCUCAAGUUCCAAGAUGCGGAUGGCAAACAUCUGCUGCCAAAGAUCAGGGACAGCGCGGGGCAGAAGGGCACGGGGAAGUGGACUGCCAUCUCCGCCCUGGAGUACGGCGUACCUGUCACCCUCAUUGGAGAAGCUGUCUUUGCUCGGUGCUUAUCAUCUCUGAAGGAUGAGAGAAUUCAAGCUAGCAAAAAGCUGAAGGGUCCCCAAAAGUUCCAGUUUGAUGGUGAUAAGAAAUCAUUCCUGGAGGACAUUCGGAAGGCCCUCUACGCUUCCAAGAUCAUCUCUUACGCUCAAGGCUUUAUGCUGCUAAGGCAGGCAGCCACCGAAUUUGGCUGGACCCUCAAUUAUGGUGGCAUCGCCCUGAUGUGGAGAGGGGGCUGCAUCAUCAGAAGUGUAUUCCUAGGAAAGAUAAAGGAUGCAUUUGAUCGAAACCCAGAGCUGCAGAACCUCCUACUGGACGACUUCUUUAAGUCAGCUGUUGAAAACUGCCAGGACUCCUGGCGGCGGGCAGUCAGCACUGGGGUCCAGGCUGGCAUUCCCAUGCCCUGUUUUACCACUGCCCUCUCCUUCUACGACGGGUACAGACAUGAGAUGCUUCCAGCCAACCUCAUCCAGGCUCAGCGGGAUUACUUCGGGGCCCACACCUAUGAACUCUUGGCCAAACCAGGGCAGUUUAUCCACACCAAUUGGACAGGCCACGGUGGCAGUGUGUCAUCCUCGUCAUACAAUGCCUAAUCAUGCUGCGUCUGUCACCCUCCGCAAUUCCACAGACCAGGACAUUCCAUGUGCCUCCUGACGCGCCCACAUGGCCCUUUGCCGUAUUUUCUGUUCAGAUCUUUUUUAAAAAAGUGUUGUGAUUCCUGAGGAAGGCACAGAGUUUAUUUGUAAAGUAGCUUUGUGAGAGCUGCUGUACCCUCUGCCCUUGCCUCUUGGGACUGGCCAGGAGCUGCUCCUGUGCGUAGAUGUGGGAACCUCCUCCUCACAGCAGUGUCCCCGUGCUGGUGCGGCUCCCAGCACACAGGUGGGAAGAGUGUCUGUGCGCUCUAAGCAACUGGAACCUCUGUAUCAUGCGGCUCAAUUCCCUUUUCCUUUACUCAAUAAAACCGACAUCAGACUGAA
Molecule: messenger RNA, 1967 nt
Organism: Saimiri boliviensis boliviensis (Bolivian squirrel monkey)
Lineage: Eukaryota; Metazoa; Chordata; Mammalia; Primates; Cebidae
Gene: PGD
Product: phosphogluconate dehydrogenase
Biological process (GO): pentose-phosphate shunt
Molecular function (GO): NADP binding; phosphogluconate dehydrogenase (decarboxylating) activity
Source: RefSeq, a predicted model, not a curated record